This is a messenger RNA of Ceratina calcarata, 983 nucleotides long. RefSeq lists its product as uncharacterized. The transcript has 4 exons. The record is from RefSeq and is a predicted model, not a curated record. The coding region runs from base 356 to 712 and encodes 118 amino acids. NCBI's taxonomy places the organism in Eukaryota, Metazoa, Arthropoda, Insecta, Hymenoptera, Apidae.
CGUCGCAUCGGGUUGGGUCGGCUGGACCCUCUCGAUUACCAUUGCUGCGCAGGUAGAUCCGUUCGCGCGAGCCCCGUCCCUGAAUCGGCGCGGGCGAUCCGAUCGAUCCGCUGACACGCGAAGGCGGUGAUCGAUAAGCCGCGUUUGAUUAAAGUUCGCGUCGCCGAUUGAACGCCGGCCGCGAUUAACGACUUCGUUAAUUGUUUGAUCUCGGGCCGCUAAGUAACCCCUCGACGGGGCCAUUGUCGACCGGCGAUUGCCGGAUGGAUCUUGAGAAACCCUCGCUGCCGGGGAUGGCGGCGAACGUUGUUACAAUUUGUUGUUCUUAGCUACGGCGUUUAUUUUGGAAUUCGCGAUGGCUUGCAUUUGGACACCGUUCGACGUGCUCAUAUCGACUACGCUACCAACGAACAUCUGCUACACGCUUCGGCGACUGGGAAUGGAGGACGUCGCGGUCACUUUCCUGACGAAUAAGUCUUUAACGACGGUCAUUACUUACACUGCGGCAAUUACGUUUCUUCUGCUCACGCUUCACGUCACGGGAUCCGUUGACUAUGCUAUAAUUAGGGAUUGUGGAGCAACGUGUUUUAUUACUCACGCACAGGACAGAUUGCUUGAUAGACUGCAGCGGGAGUUCACGUUUCUGAAGGAAGGGCCGAAAGGGUGCCGAUGUAAACUUCGCAGAAGGAGACGCAGUAAAAGUUGCAGAUAAUAAUUCGAUGCGAACCUCUGCUGAUAACCGUAGGAAGCAUUAUUAGAAUGGCAAUGUACGCAAAACGUUAACUGUUUGUUUGCGUACAUUGGAGGUAUGUACGUACGUCCACGCGAUUUUAACCAGUUCUUGACGACUUUCAGACGCUCCACGGUUUAUCCUUUCACUCGCAUUAACGUCACGCUUAGCAUUUCCCAUGCGAAUUUUUGCUAGACGCUUCAUUAGUUUUAUUAAUAGAAAUUAAUUUAACUAAAUUCAUGAUUAUAUAAUU